Molecule: messenger RNA, 5900 nt
Organism: Monopterus albus (swamp eel)
Lineage: Eukaryota; Metazoa; Chordata; Actinopteri; Synbranchiformes; Synbranchidae
Gene: kdr
Product: kinase insert domain receptor (a type III receptor tyrosine kinase)
Exons: 30
Coding region: 339-4394 (1351 amino acids)
Biological process (GO): regulation of MAPK cascade; multicellular organism development; endothelial cell differentiation
Cellular component (GO): plasma membrane; signaling receptor complex
Molecular function (GO): growth factor binding; ATP binding; vascular endothelial growth factor receptor activity
Source: RefSeq, a predicted model, not a curated record
CUACCAACAGUCAGAAACAAGCUGAGAAGACACGUUGUCCCUCAUGAGGCGGCUCUCGGGGCGACAGAGACGCUCCUCCUCUGCAGGCUGGGCAGCUGUGGAGCCGCUCUCCCUCCUCCGAGCGACAUCCAGCUCCAUGGGGACACACUUCACACACCGCUGAUCUUCGUCCACUGCUGGUGGUUUUCAUGACUUUUCGGCUGCGGAAACAUUUUCUGGAGUGGGAUAUAAAGCAUCAAACCUGAAUGGAUUAUUACUGAGCUUGUAAAGCAGGAUUAUUAGCGAAGCACUUUUAAUUAGAUUUUCAUGAGGACUCAGUCUAUGUCUUCUGUCGGACGAUGGCUCACACAGUCUUCGUCGUGCACAUACUUGGUAUUAUUCUGGAAAUCAGUUAUGUUGCCGCCACUGAACUGCGGUUUAUGCCUGAUCCACCGACGCUGAACAUCCAUGGCAUCCAUAGGAUGAACAAAUCUGAUAACUUGGAACUUACCUGCAGAGGUCGCCUGGACUUGAGGUGGACGACCCCUCCUACAAGCACACACUUCUCCACCAGUGACUGCAGGGGAGCAGGACUUUUCUGCACAACACUGAGGAUCUCCAAUGCAACUGUCAAUGAAACUGGGCAGUAUCAGUGCUCCUAUAGAGACCUGAAAGUUGAAGAUGGCAAGACUUCAGCAGCAGCUUAUGUCUUUGUUCAUGAUUAUAAGAUGCCGUUUGUGCCAUCUGAAAAAGAAUACGAGCUGGUGUUCAUCCGUGAAGGAGAGCGGGUGGUGAUACCGUGCCGAGGGUCGGUGGAGAAUCUCAACGUCACGCUCCACACUAAGCAUCCAGAUAAGGAGCUUUAUCCCGAUGGCAAGGAUUCUGUAUGGGACGCCAGGACAGGUUUUACCCUUCCCAGUUAUCUCAUCAGCUACGCCGGUGUCGUGUCCUGUCAGACUCACAUUGGAAAUGAGACAUUUAAGUCCCCUCUCUACAUUGUGGCUGUUGUUGGAUACAAGAUCCAUGAUCUCACCGUGACCCCCCCAGAAGUGAGGCUGUCUGUGGGGGAGCGGCUGGUGCUCAGCUGCACUGCCCGCACCGAGCUCAACGUAGGCAUUGCAUUCAACUGGACACAGUCUGGUCAACCCGUGACCUCAGUGAACGGUUCGAGGGUCCCCCCGUGGAUGUCCCACAGGAAGAAGCUGUGGGACUCUUUGGAGCUGUCCAGCACUCUCAUAGUGGACAACGUCACUAUCGAUCGCACCGGAGAAUACACCUGCACUGCAUCCAGUGGGCAGAUGGAGAAAAGUGCCUCAGCAUUUCUUAAAGUGUAUGAAAAGCCUUUCAUUGACAUAAAAGAGCCGUGGAUAAAAGUCUUGGAGGUAAAUGUGGGAGAUCAAAAGCCUACACAGAUCUCUGUCAAGUACUCAGCCUACCCUGAGCCCAGCUUUAAAUGGUUAAAAAAUGGCCUACCACUCAGGGAUGACUACAGAAUAAAACAGAGGAGUGAUGCUCUCAUUAUCCGUGGAGUCACAGAAAUGGAUGCAGGGAACUACACAAUAGUCUUGAGCAAUAAGAAUACUAAAGAAGAGCAGACACGCUCCUUCCAGUUGCUGGUCAAUGUUCCUCCUCAUAUCAUUGAAAAGGAGGUUGUUGUGCACACUGAUGUCUAUCCAUAUGGCAGCAGCCCCACACUGAGGUGCACUGCUCGUGGAUUUCCCAUACCUACGCUCAUCCACUGGCAGUGGAUGUCAAAAGAGGACUGUCCAGAUGCCUUUCGGUCAGGGCUGAAAAAGUCUGAGACACAGCUGGUGACGUGUACAGGUUGGAGAGAUAUCAGCAACGGCUCCAGUCACAACCCUGUGGAACAAAUUCUGACUGACAUUGAUCAUGCCCAGAAGAAAAUCGUGGGCUUGUUGAAGAUUAAGAAAGCUGAGGCUCAUGCCCUCUACCGAUGCACAGCUGCCAACAAAGUAGCAGAGGAUUCACGCAUCAUCUUUUUCCAUGUCACACGUGGCCUUGAGGUCAGCAUCUCACCAUCCAGUGAACCCUUAGAAGAGGACCAUGUGGUUAUGAGGUGCAAGGCAGACAACCUCAUUUAUGACAACCUUGCCUGGUUCCGUGUGGCCAACAUCUCAGAGUCAGUUCAGGUGGCGUUGGUGCAGCCCUGUCGCUCCCUGACGCUGCAGCAGAAGCCCCUGUCGCAGGCCGUGCUGUCCACCUCGCAGGGCACCAAUGUAACCUUGGAGCUGCUACUGCCAAAUGCGUCUCGUCACGAUGAGGGUCUAUAUGCUUGUCAAGUGGAAAACAUCAAGACUAGGGAGAGAACCUGUCUGCUACGCCGUCUUUCUCUCAGAGGUCUUGAGGCUGCAAGGAUCCUUAAUAAUUUUACUGACCAAAAAGUUAACACGAGUGCAACGAUAAGUCUCCUCUGUGAUGCUGCUGGGACACCAACCCCAACAGUGGUGUGGACCAAAAACAACCGCACUCUGGUGGAGGGCUCCGGCGUGAUUCUGAGCCAGCAUAACCAUGUUUUGACCAUUCAGCGUGUGAAGAAGGAGGACAGCGGCCUGUAUACCUGCACUGUGUGUAACAGCUUCGGCUGCGACACCUCACAGACCUUCUUGACUGCUGAAGGUGCAGAGGAAAAGACUAAUGUGGAAUUGAUUGUUCCUAUUGGAUCAGUGGUCAUCGCCAUGUUUUUCUGGUUACUCAUCGUCUUUGUCAUCCGUGGAAGAAAGAGGCCAAACGGCGGGGAUUUGAAGACAGGUUACUUGUCCAUGAUCCUGGACUCAGAGGACAUGCCCAUGGACGAGCAGUGUGAAAGGCUCACCUAUGAUGCUAACAAAUGGGAGUUUCCUCGGGACAGGCUGAAGCUAGGUGAACCACUGGGACGAGGAGCAUUUGGUCAGGUGGUAGAAGCAGCUGCCUUUGGCAUCGAGAAAGCUGCCACAUGCACUACUGUUGCAGUCAAGAUGCUUAAGGAGGGAGCCACAUCCAGUGAGUACCGUGCUUUGAUGUCAGAGCUGAAAAUCCUCAUCCAUAUUGGACAUCAUCUCAAUGUGGUGAACCUGCUGGGAGCCUGUACAAAGCCUGGUGGGCCACUGAUGGUGAUUGUAGAGUACUGUAAACAUGGAAACCUCUCCAGCUACCUGAAGAGCAAGCGUGGAGAGUACAGCCCCUACAAGAGGAAGCCAGUGGACAGUCAGAAGUGGGCAUCUGCAGAGGAGGAUGUGACCGAAGGGGAUCUGGGUCUGGAGAAGAUUGCCCAGCUGGACAUAUGCACAGGAACAGCUGUCUGUUGUGCAGCUGGAGACAAGGCUACAGGCAGCAACAUGGACACUCAGCAAGAGAGCUCAGACUAUGACCAUCUGACCAUGGAGGACCUGAUAAGCUACAGCUUCCAGGUGGCCAAAGGCAUGGAGUUUCUGUCUUCUCGCAAGUGCAUCCACAGAGACCUGGCAGCCAGAAACAUCCUGCUUUCAGAGAACAAUGUGGUGAAGAUCUGUGACUUUGGCCUCGCUAGAGAUGUCUACAAAGACCCCGAUUAUGUCCGCAAGGGAGAUGCACGUCUCCCUCUAAAGUGGAUGGCUCCAGAGACCAUCUUUGACCGGGUAUACACUACACAGAGUGAUGUUUGGUCAUUUGGGGUUCUCCUCUGGGAGAUCUUCUCCUUAGGAGCCUCUCCAUAUCCGGGCGUUUGCAUUGAUGAGUCUUUCUGCAGGAGGCUUAAAGAAGGCACCAGGAUGAGACCCCCAGAAUACGCCACCACUGAGAUAUACCAGACCAUGUUGGACUGCUGGCUGGAUCGUCCCACAGACAGGCCGACAUUUGCAGAGCUGGUUGAACAUCUGGGCAACCUGCUACAGGCCAGCGUCCAACAGGAUGGGAAGGACUACAUCCCGCUGACAGCAGGAGAAGCAGAAGGCUCACCAGUGACCCCUGACCCCAGGAGCCCCUACAUGAGGCCACAGAGCAGGGAAAUCCUGGAAGCUCAGCUCCACUACGACAGCCCACCAUCCCUUGGACUGUCCCAACAGAGCGAGUGCUGCGGUCAGCCCGUCAGUGUGAAGAUGUUUGAGGACAUCCCUGUAGCGCACAGCAGUGUCAUGGAGGGUCACCUAGACAGCAGUAUGGGCUUCUCAGCAGAGGAGGUCAAGGGUUUGAACCAACAACUGCAAACUACACCAAACCUCAGCCAACUGCUUCGCUGUAAAAGUAAAGAAUCUCUGGCCUCAGAAUCAUCCAAUCAAACAAGUGGAUACCAGUCAGGAUACCACUCUGAUGACACAGACACCCCAAUCUAUGCUAACGAGGAGGCGAUCAUGAAGCACUGCAUGCUGAAGAAGCCUCCACUGCCCAAGACGCCUGACGAGUUCAGCAUGGAGAUCCGCUACAGCACACCACCUGUCUGAUACCAAACAUCCCUCCCCAGUGACCCGAGUCUUCCCACUGUACAGUAUUUGUUUGUUUAGUUUCCACAGUUUUUACACUUUAGGUGCACUGGGCCUCAUUCACCAACAUCUUCCUAGGUGUUUUCUUCAACUUCUUCAUAGGUUGUUCUUAAGAAAGGUCCUAAGAAAAGUUGAUGUCUGAUUCAUGAAUGAUCUUUUAAACCACAGAAUUGUUUGCACCCGUGUUCUUUUAUUGAUGAAACCCAUGUGUUUCUAAGUUGAAAACAUGCCAGUCGUUCCUAAUUAGCAUAAGUUAAUGCCCCACCAGUGCCCAUAAAAGUGCAUGAGACUGCAGGACUGUGUGCACACACCUCACACAGAAAGAGAAAAGAGAUGUUGAGAAAGCCUGGAAUGUUAUAAUGAAAAUCUAAAGACAGUGGAGCAACAAAGUCCAAACCAAAGAAAAACUUGAGUUAUGCCCAGAGUGAUCUGUGCUGGAACAACGCAUCACAGCCAUACCUGGCUCUCUCGGGUGCCAUCAGCUGAGCAGACCUCCAUGCAUGCGCCCAGGUCCCUUCAUCUGCCCUGAGUCUGAUCUCAGAUGCGAUACUGGACAAGCAAAUACUUACACACUGGCCAAAAUAUCAGAGACGCUUAACAAAAUCAAGAGAAAUUAGAAAAAAAGACAUGCAUUUAAACAUGCUGGGUUUUUAAGUAACGUGUUUCCUAAUUCUAAGCUACAAACAUUCACACUGUAAAAGUUCAUUGUAAAACCUUAAAAACAAACUAUUGCUUAUUGUAGCAUUUAUUUUAUUUUAUCAUAAUGCUUUGUAAAAUAAGGGGGAAAAUAAACAAUAAUAAAAGUAUUAUUGCAACUCAAGUCUUAUAUUAUGUAAGUGUAGGACUGAAGAAACCUUCACACACACACACACACACACACAAAUGUGCAAAAGUGUGAUCUUGAGAGUGAGUAGAUUCUGUUUUUACCCAAGAACAAGUCCCAAAUAAGAAAACAUUGGAAAAUGCCAGAAUCUUUGUGAAAACUUAAUAAGUGGAUUUUAAAAACAAAUUUGUUCUUAAGAACAGUUGGUGAGUGAGACCCAGUAACCCCUAAUGAGGUAGAGAUUUGCUGGCUGUGGUGUUGACAUGAUUUUACACAACUUAAUAAUUCAGAAGGGAAAAAUAAAGGUUGUAUGAUAAGCUAGAAGUGCAUCACUCCUUGGACAGCCAGAGGAAAGCUAUCAUGUUUACGCAGCUAGUCAAAGGUCUGGGCAGCCAAGACACACAGACUUCCUAAGGCAAAAUCCACCCAUUUCCUCCUUUGCAGGAAAUGGCAUCUGGAAUUUUUAGAUAAUUGAAUUGGCAAAUGUUUUCUUUUUCUACUUUUAUUAUGUUUUUUGUUUUGUUGGCACAAUGAAAGGCUAAUAAGGAAACAGUUCUCUAGAAACAUUUUUGACUGAUCUGAGUGUCGUAUUUGUACAGUUCCUUUAUUCGUAUAUGUUACAGUAUUUUAUAAAAAAUGUAAUA